Molecule: messenger RNA, 1239 nt
Organism: Impatiens glandulifera
Lineage: Eukaryota; Viridiplantae; Streptophyta; Magnoliopsida; Ericales; Balsaminaceae
Product: glutamic acid-rich protein-like
Exons: 6
Coding region: 1-1239 (412 amino acids)
Source: RefSeq, a predicted model, not a curated record
AUGACUCCAACAUCAACAACUCCGCAAGAUGAUGAUGGCCCUCAAAUUACUCCAACAUCAACAGCUCCUCGGGAUGGAUGUAGAUUGGAUGAAAUGACGAAAGAAAUCAAGAGAAUAUUGAAGAGGAAGGAGAACAAGAUGAUUGAGGAGAAGAAGGAGGAAGACAGGGAUGAGAUUAAGGAGGAAGACAUGGAGAACGUGGAGGAUCUGGUGAAGGUGGAGAAGAAGAAGAAGAAGAAGAAGAAAAAGAAGAAGAAUGUGAAGAUUAAAGAGGAGGAUGUGGAGAAGGUGGACGUGUUGGUGAAGAUUGAGGAAGACAAGAAGAGGGUUGAGGAAGACAAAGAGAAGAUUGAGGAAGAUAAGGAGGAGGAUGUGAUGGUGGAGGAUCAAGUGAAGUUGGAGAAUAAGAAGAAGAAAAAUAAGAAGAAGGUGAAGGUGGAGAAGAAGAAUGACAUGAUUGAGGAGGAAGAUGUGGAGAACGUGGAUGUGUUGGAGAAGGAUGAGGAAGACAAAGAGAAGAUUGAGGAAGACAAAGAGGAGGAUCUGGUGCUGAAGAUUGAGGAAGAUAAUGAGGAGGAUGUGUUUGUGGACAAGAUUAACAAAGACAAGGAGGAGGAUAUGUUUGUAGAGAACGAUGAGGAGGUGAAUGAGAAUAUUGAGGAAGACAAUGAUGAAAAUGUGUUGGAGGAGAAGGAUGAGGAUCUGAUGAAUGAGAAGAUUGAUGAGGAAGACACGGAGAAGAUUCAAGAAGAAAAUGAGAAGAUUGAGGAAGACAACGAGGAAAAUAUGUUGGGGGAGAAGGAUGAAGAUCUAGUGAAUGAGAAGAUUGAUGAGGAAGACAAGGAGAAGAUUGAGGAAGACAGAGAGAAGGAUGUAUUUGUAGAUAGAGAGGACAAGAAGAAGGUGGAGAAAAAUAAGGAAGACAAGGAGGAGGAUGUGUUUGUGGAGAAGGAGGACAAGAAGAAGGUGGAGAAGAAGAAGGAAGACAAGGAGAAGGAGGACAAGAAGAAGGUAGACAAGAAGAAGGUAGACAAGAAGAAGGUGGAGAAGAAAGUGGAUAAGAAGAAGGCAUACAAGGAGGAGGAUGUGAUUGUGGAGAAGGAAGCAAUGAAGAAGGAUUUGGAGAAGAAGGUGGAAGAGGAUGUGGUGGAAGUGAAGAAUAGUGCACUCCAAUAUAAGAGAAAAGGGUUGGGAUCAAAAUUACUUACUCCUUACACCGACCCUUCUGGAAAAAAAUGA